Molecule: messenger RNA, 2985 nt
Organism: Argiope bruennichi
Lineage: Eukaryota; Metazoa; Arthropoda; Arachnida; Araneae; Araneidae
Product: tyrosine-protein phosphatase non-receptor type 11-like
Exons: 15
Coding region: 145-2061 (638 amino acids)
Biological process (GO): protein dephosphorylation
Molecular function (GO): protein tyrosine phosphatase activity
Source: RefSeq, a predicted model, not a curated record
AAUGUAAUUAUUUAUUUUUUAAAUCAGUAUUUGUAAGAUGGUAAAUUUAUUUUUUACUUUAAAAUAAUCGGCUAAAUGGCUGACAUAAACUAAAUUGAUCGUGACUUUCUCAUAUAUUAAAUGUGGAAUAUUUCCUGAAGAAUAAUGGGUACUCGAAGUCAUAGUAGGUGGUUUCACCCAAACAUCACUGGUGUUGAUGCUGAAAAAAUGCUUACAGACAGAGGGCUAGAUGGUAGCUUUCUAGCAAGGCCUAGUAAAUCAAAUCCUGGGGAUUUCACUCUCUCUGUGAGACGAAAUGGAGAAGUAACACACAUAAAAAUACAAAAUACUGGUGACUAUUAUGACUUAUAUGGGGGUGAAAAGUUUGCUACCUUAGCUGAACUUGUGCAAUAUUACAUGGAAAAUCAAGGUCAACUAAAAGAGAAAAAUGGUGAAGUCAUUGAGUUGAAGUAUCCAUUAGUGUGUGCUGACCCUACAACAGAAAGAUGGUUUCAUGGGCCUUUGUCUGGGAAGGAAGCUGAGCGAAUUCUGAUGGACAAAGGAAAAAAUGGAAGUUUCUUGGUUCGUGAAAGCCAAAGCAAACCAGGGGAUUUUGUACUGUCAGUCAGAACAGAUGACAAAGUUACUCAUGUUAUGAUUCGUUAUCAAGAUGGCAAAUAUGAUGUUGGAGGUGGAGAAAAAUUUGAUAGUUUAACAGACUUAGUAGAGCACUAUAAAAAGAAUCCUAUGGUUGAAACCACCGGAACAGUUGUCCAUUUAAAGAUGCCAUUUAAUGCCACACGUAUUACAGCUUCAACUAUUGAAUGCAGAGUGCAACAAUUAGCAAAAGAAAACAGCCAAAGUAGUGGAAAGGCAGGUUUUUGGGAAGAAUUUGAGUACCUUCAACAACAAGAGUGCAAGCAUUUAUACAGCAGAAAAGAAGGGCAGAAACCUGAAAACCGAUCAAAAAAUAGAUAUAAGAACAUUCUCCCAUUUGAUCAUACACGAGUAAUAUUAAAGGAAGUAGAUGCCAAUGUUACUGGUUCAGAUUAUGUCAAUGCUAAUUACAUAAUGCCCGAUGAAGAUACAGUAGGCGAUGGUCCUAAGAAGUAUUAUAUUGCAACUCAAGGUUGUUUGCACAAUACUGUUGCAGAUUUCUGGUGGAUGGUUUGGCAAGAGAAUACUCGAGUAAUUGUAAUGACAACUAAAGAAAUUGAAAGAGGCAAAAACAAAUGUGCUCGAUAUUGGCCAGAUCUAAACCAAACAAAGGAAGUUGGGAAGUUUGUUUUGAAAAAUUUAAGUGAAUCUUCAACUACUGAUUAUAUACUGAGAGAAUUUUCUUUGACAAAAGAAGGCUCUACGGAAACACGCACAAUUUUCCAUUAUCAUUUUACUGCCUGGCCAGAUCAUGGUGUUCCAUCUGAUCCUGGCUGUGUCUUAAAUUUCCUACAUGAUGUGAAUCAUCGUCAAGAAUCAGUAGCACAAGCUGGACCUAUCAUUGUUCAUUGCAGUGCUGGUAUUGGAAGAACAGGAACAUUUAUUGUUAUUGACAUGAUUGUAGAUCUAAUCAAAAAGCAAGGCCUUGAUUGUGAGAUAGACAUUCAGCGAACUAUCCAGAUGGUACGAUCCCAAAGAUCUGGCAUGGUCCAAACAGAAGCCCAAUACAAAUUUGUUUAUUUAGCUGUGCAACAUUAUAUUGAUACUUUACAACAAAGGAUACAAGCUGAACAGAAAAGCAUCCAGUUAGGAAGAGAGUAUACAAACAUUAAAUAUACUGCUGAAGCAGCAGGUGCUACCGAGCCUCUAAAAGUGCUUUCAAAUGCUACAUCAUGUCCUAUUACGCUUAGUCCACCAACACCGACCAUGCCUCCUAUUAUGACAAGGUCAUCAUGUGAGAAUCUAAAGCCACCUGUGCCUCCAAGAAUAAGUCCUGAUGCAGUAGUCCCUCGGCCACCAGAUGAACCCUUACAAUUAUAUGAAAAUAUACCCCUUAAAGAUAAACCUUUAGUGCCUUUGAGUUCACCCUUCAAUAUUGGGCCUCCACCUACAAUUGCACCUCCACCACCUCCAAGAAAAUCAUGACAAAUCAUUAUUGCAGAUUUCCAGAAAAUUAAAAGUUGCCAUUUAGCCGUUUUGUGUAAGCUGUCUACAAGCUGAAAUAAGAUACUGCAUCUUUGUGUAGCUAAGCAAAAAAUUACAUAUUAAAUUUUACUGACUUUUUCUUUUAAUUUCACUAGUAAAAAAUAAAUCAAAAAAAUAAUUUAUUUAAUCCUAUAGGUUUAUUCAACUGCUCAUUCCAGUUUGGGAUAAGGCAUUAAUAAUUUACAUUUCUUCAUUGUCAUUUGUUUCAAAUUGAUUCUGUUAUAAAGUGAUGGUCAUGAACAAAAUAAGCUACAAGGUUUUCUAUUCUUCAUGUGAAAAUUGCUGUUAAAACAAAUGGCAUGUAAAGUGCCUCUUUUUUUACUGUAGAUAUAUAGAGCUUCAUAAUGGCAUUUAUGUCCUUUUACUAAGGGAUGCAGAAAUUCCUUGAUUUCUUUAUUUGACUCAUUUAAUUGUAUAUUUAAAUGAAUGAAAGAAUAUUGCCAUGCAACAUUUUAAUCACUGUUGAUGAUUUGAACGAGUUGUUUUACUUGAAUUGAUUGAAAUAAUGUUUAUAAUUUGAUUUUAACUAUUUUAAUUUAUUAAAAUAUAUACUGAUUUUUCUUAUACAUUUCCUCACUUUGAUUUAAUGCAAGUGCAUAAAAUAAAUUUUAUUCUUUUUUUUUUAAUAAGUUGGUUACUUUGUAAAACAGGAAAGUCUUAGAAGAAUUAAUCAGUUUUUCUUUUCUUUUCUUUUUAUCAAUUUUUUUUCUUUCAGUCUUGUACUAUCUCUGUACCAUUGAGAAGUGGUUAGACUUUUUAAAGUGCAAUAUUAAAUCUAAUUUCAUAGCCAUAUUAAGUAAGUAAUUCUAAUUUAAAUUUUCAAGCUGUUUUGUGCAUUGAAAAAUUUAUAUUAUGCUAUAUAGA